CGAGCCCACACCACCACACCCACACACCACACACCACACACCACACACCACACACCGACCACACCCCGCCGCGCGCCGAGCGGGCCGCCACCCUGCCGCACAGACUCCCCGCCUGCAACGGAGCCGCCGGUAACGAGCCCACACCACACACCACACACCACACACCACACACCACACACCACACACCACACACCACACACCGACCACACCCCGCCGCGCGCCGAGCGGGCCGCCACCCUGCCGCACAGACUCCCCGCCUGCAACGGAGCCGCCGUUAACUCAGAGUUGCCCGUGCAACAACAGCCACAGUCACCGCGUUCGGUCCGCAAGAGGUUCGGUUCCGCGAGCGAGGAGACUAUACUCAAGCAAGUCAAUGGUGGUGGUAAUGAUGGUGGCUGCGUGUCGGCCGCAGAAUGGGACGCGUUCAAACAGGAGAUGCUUCGAGAGAUGCGCCAGCAGCUCAAUCAGGCCAAGAAAGAGAUUAUAGACGCAAUGAAGGCAGAGUUUGCGCGCAGAUAAAAUUAAAGCGCGUCACCCGAGUGAAACUAGUCCAUCGCGCCGGAUACCGGUGAACAAUUAUUUUAAAUAUUGGGGGUCACCGCGACCCCAACGUCUUAAAUACUGGGGUACACACGACCCCCAAUGUAACGAACGUUAACUCGAUAAUAUACACGGGGUCAAAUGGACCAUAAUUUUAAUAUAAAUUAAUAUAUUCAACGGCAUGAGUAUGACAUCAUAUAUAACGGGGGUUGUUACCCCAUUUGGGCAGACAAUGUAUAGAGGUCUAUCUAUUUUACUUUUUAGUAUAAUUUAUUAUUAAUUUAUAAUCAUAAAAUGCUUUUGGUCUAAUAAAAACCCCCAUAUUCCAUGAGUGAUAGAAAACUAUUAAAAUAGUUACCACUGUUCCAUAGAGAUAAGUGGGACUCAUUGAACAGACAACCUCGCCUAUUAUAAUUAAUAUAACUGUAUUAUUAUAAUUAUUGACAUUUAUAAAAAAUACUAAACUAGCUCCAAAGCAAUAUCACUCUUAAGUUGCGAUAACUUUAGAGUGAUAUUCCAUUGGUUGUUUGAUUACGUUAUUUUGAUAUUAUUGACAUUUAAGCGUACCUAAUUAUUUAUUAAAUGUAAUUAAAAUGAUGUUCUAUGUCAUUAUUGCAGUAAUUAAAUUAGCCACUUUUUAACAAUGGCUUAUUUAUUUAGGAGCUCCGAAUAUAAUUCUAAUGUAAAAUAUGCUUACAAUUAUAGAAAUUUUAGAUGAUUUUUUUCCUAAAUUGAUAGAUUUAUGCGAAUGCCAGCAAAAAUUGUGAAACAUUCAAAGCAAAUGUAUUACGAGUCAUCUAAGUACAUAUUUCAUUUUUGAUCAACCACAUAUGUAAAGAUUAAAGCGUUGAUAAAGCUAAAUGAUUCU
Molecule: messenger RNA, 1408 nt
Organism: Achroia grisella
Lineage: Eukaryota; Metazoa; Arthropoda; Insecta; Lepidoptera; Pyralidae
Product: protein enabled-like
Exons: 4
Source: RefSeq, a predicted model, not a curated record